GCAGAAGCUGCUGUGUGCCUCCAGGCAGAUACUACUUCCCUUUAUUGACUCAGAAAGCGGGGGGGAACAGUGCAAGGAACCUACCCUUCCAUCAAACUGGAAUGAAUCUGACUUGAGGAUUCCACCCAUUCUUUAAGCAGUAGCAUAACUUUAUUGAAAAAAAAGGAAAUAACUUCAGAUAUAUCCAUUAUGGGGACGGCCAAUGCAAUGAUUCCACUUACUUCAGAUAUAUCCAGCAAGAAGGAGACUGUGUGCAUUUUUGGAACAGGUGAUUUUGGAAGAUCCUUGGGCUAUAAGCUGAUGCAGUGUGGCUAUUCCAUUGUAUUUGGAAGCCGAAGCACUCAGAAUUCUGGAUUGAUUCCUCAGGGAGCCACAGUGCUAUCUCACACAGAAGCUGCUGAAACAUCUGACAUUAUCAUUAUAGCAAUCCAUAGAGUACAUUACAGCUUUCUUGAAAGCCUACGAGAAACCCUCAAUGGAAAAGUGCUGGUGGAUGUGAGCAACAACCUUAAAAUAAACCAGUAUGCAGAAUCAAAUGCUGAGUAUCUUGCCCAGCUGCUUCCAGGCAGUAAAGUGGUCAAAGCAUUUAACACAGUGUCAGCAUGGGCUCUGCAGUCAGGCGGCCUGGAUGCAAACAGACAGGUGUUCAUCUGUGGAGAUGAUAAAAAAGCAAAAGAAAAGGUGAUGGAGAUUGUUCGAAGUCUUGGUCUUACUCCUUUGGAUAACGGCUCUGUCUUAGCAGCAAAAGAAAUUGAGAAUUACCCUUUACAACUUUUCCCAAUGUGGAGAUAUCCCAUCUACCUUUCAUUUGCUCUCAGCGCAUUCAUCUUUUUAUACAGCGUGGUCCGUGAUAUCAUCUAUAAUUAUGUUGAGAACGGCAAAGAUAAUUCCUUUUUUAUUGUUGUUACAAUUGCAAACCGGGUCUGCCCUGUUGUGGCACUCAUCCUUCUUGCAUUGGUCUACUUACCCGGGAUCUUUGCAGCUAUUCUCCAGUUACACAGAGGUACCAAGUACAGUCGCUUUCCAGAUUGGCUGGAUAAAUGGAUGCUUUGCAGGAAACAACUAGGCUUGAUUGCCUUGGCUUAUGCUUUUCUGCAUGUUUUAUAUACACUGAUCAUCCCCAUUCGCUACUUUGUAAGAUGGAGGCUCAACUCUUUUGUCCUUCAACAGGCAUUAAACAACAGAACAGACCCAUUGUGGACUGGCACCGCCUGGCAUAGCGAUUGUUACCUUGCUUUUGGAAUCUUAGGGUUUUUCCUGUUUGUUCUCCUGGGAAUAACAUCCUUGCCUUCCGUCAGCAACAGUGUCAACUGGAGAGAGUUUCGCUUUGUGCAGUCUUAUCUGGGCUACCUUACACUGGUUUUGUGUACAGUCCAUACACUGGCAUAUGGUGGGAAGAGAUUCUUGUAUCGUGCUUCAUACCCAUGGUUCCUUCCUCCAGUUUAUAUGUUCUCUCUCAUUAUCCCUUGCAUUGUGUUGGUCAUGAAGUUUUUCCUAAUAUUCCCCUGUAUAGAUAGACCAUUAACUGAAAUUCGACAGGGCUGGGAGAGAAAACCCAAAUAUAUAAACCACUCAAACAGCAACCAGAGCACCAAAGAAAUGUCAUCUGUAUAAUCCCUUAAUCCCUGUUAAUCUGAAUAUUUUGGAAGGAGCUACACACAGCCAAAGCACUAAGCAAUGGAGAACCACUGAAAACUGAUUCUGAGUACGAGCUUUUGUUAGUGAUCAGGGAAGACUUUAUAAACCACAACAGUGACAUUUGGAAUGAGUUUCUGCACCUUUUCAGGAUUAUGCCAAACUAACAGUAAAAUGGUUAUAAGAUUGUCAAACUGGCAAUAGCUUUCCAGCCUAUGAGCACUGUAUAAAUACACUGUGAAAUACACAGCUACAAUGCUGAGUGUGUUACCUGCAUACCAACUGGAUGCUGUUUCUAUAAGAAACUGUCAAUCCAUGAAGACAUUUCUUUUAUCUAUAGGAAGCCAUGAUUUUAUUGUGAGUUUAACAGGAGGGUUACAUAACAGAACCCUAAUAUUGACAACCAGGAAUGUGAACAAGAAAUGCUAAAUCCAGUCUUACUAAAGUGGACCCAACAAAAGCAUGAACAAAGCAGUGCAAAAAAAAGUUGAAAUAUUCCAGUGAUUCUAAAACAAAUCUUGUCUGCUGCAGACCAGCAGGUAGAUACAGGAAAGAACAGCUUUCAAAUGGCUGCUUUAAGUUUUCUUCCAGAUCAAAGACACAUUGGAAGGCUGGGAAUGGAGAGUCCUUUGAAUCCCCCCUCUCCCCCACCAAUCCUUGAUACUUCCACUUUCUGUUGUCAAAAUGUCUUGAUUCAUAAAAUACCAACUAGAAAGGCUGGUACAGAGGCAAAUGGGAACAGAGAUCUGAUCUCAGAUGUCCCUUUCCAGAGUCCAAAGCCUGAGUAUUCCCUGUAUGUGUACUACAGGCAGGUGCCUAGUGAUGACAAAGAAUUUAUGCAUGAGGCUUUGAUUAAGUCAAACUCGUAAGUUAAAUCAAUAGCAAAGAAGCAAUUUAAUUCAAAUUUCUUGCUGUAUAUUAGCAAACUGCAUUUGUACUAUGUUCAAUAAAAUAUAUGUAUUCUGUUUUCCAA
Molecule: messenger RNA, 2608 nt
Organism: Python bivittatus (Burmese python)
Lineage: Eukaryota; Metazoa; Chordata; Lepidosauria; Squamata; Pythonidae
Gene: STEAP4
Product: STEAP4 metalloreductase
Biological process (GO): copper ion import
Cellular component (GO): endosome; plasma membrane
Molecular function (GO): ferric-chelate reductase (NADPH) activity; cupric reductase (NADH) activity
Source: RefSeq, a predicted model, not a curated record